Alosa sapidissima (American shad) is the source of this 5871-nucleotide messenger RNA. Its product is annotated as phospholipid-transporting ATPase ABCA1. Bases 283 to 5811 code for a protein of 1842 amino acids. Gene Ontology annotation, biological process: transmembrane transport; lipid transport. Gene Ontology annotation, cellular component: membrane; intracellular membrane-bounded organelle. The record is from RefSeq and is a predicted model, not a curated record. NCBI's taxonomy places the organism in Eukaryota, Metazoa, Chordata, Actinopteri, Clupeiformes, Clupeidae. Gene Ontology annotation, molecular function: ATP hydrolysis activity; ABC-type transporter activity; ATP binding. The transcript is spliced from 43 exons.
AACAAUGCGAUGUCGUGGAAUGUGACUCAGAUUCAGAACCAGAGCCAACACAAGGACAGUGCCCUGUAUGCCAGAUGGAAUAUCCAGUUGUGGAAUUGGAACAACAUGCAAGUUCCUGUGGGGAGCUGGAAAUUAACUCGAGAAGUUUGGUGAUUUAGAAGAGCAGUCGGGCAGCUUGUUGGUAGGAUGAGGUGACAUCUGAAGUAAUCAUCGGAGCAGACACACUACACUGACGUUAUUAAAGGACCGUUGCCAUAACGACACGUGGGCAGGCCAGGCAUAAUGGCUCUCCUGACGCAGCUAGGACUCCUCCUGUGGAAGAACUUUACUCUCCGCAAGAGACAAAAGGUGAGGCUGGUUGUGGAGGUGAUAUGGCCCCUGUUCCUCUUCUUCAUCCUGGUCUGGGUCAGAUCGACCACUCAGCCCAUCUACAAAGGCCAAUGUUAUUACCCCAACAAAGCUAUGCCUUCUGCCGGAGUGUUGCCAUGGCUUCAAGGCCUCAUGUGUAACCUUGACAACCCCUGUGUUAACAGCCCCACACCUGGAGAGACCCCUGGACAAGUCAACAAUUUCAACUCCUCCAUAAUUGCGGGGAUGUUAAUCGAACUGCAGACACUACUGUCCGCCGGACUCUCCCCAGCGAAGGUCAAACAGCUAUCGGACGAUCUUGGCCAGUGGUCUUCCAUUCUUGAAAAUGGUCAACCGGUUCCUCUGAGAAGUCUUCUGCGAGACGAUGAAAGUUUCACUGUGUUUUUGCAAGAAGAGCUCGGCGUUCCAGCUUCUGCAGCCCAGAGGUUAAUGAAGACAGGUGUACGCAUCAACACGGUCCCACAACUCUCGACAGAGCAGGACCUGAGGUCAGUGCUGUGUGAGGGCCGAGCGCUCGAGCGGUACCUUGAGUUUGGCUCAGAUGCCGAGCGGGACGCCUUCCAGAACGUCAGCUGCUCCCUCAGCCCUGCCCAGCUGCGACAGACUCAGGAGGCUUUCCAGCGUAACCUUGACCCCAGGAAGCUGCUCCGCAAUCUCCCCACAGCGCUGGGCCUGAACCCUGCAGAGAGUGUCGAGCUCUACAGCCAAAUGGUGACAGACGUGGCUCCUCUGGUAGACCAGAUGCUGAGGACUCAGAGGACUCUGCUAAGUGUGACUGAUGGUGUAGACUUUGGAAAUAACACCUUCGGCGGCCUAAUUGCACUGCUGUGUGGGCCAAGCCCUGACUCCAACUCCACCAAGUCCACUCAAGCCAGGUCCAGUUCAUGGCCGAUGAAUGAGCGGAAGGACAGCAGUAGCCAGCAGCCAACUCAGAGAAAUGCUAGUGAGUUUUGCCAGACGCUCAUCGGCACGUUGGAGGGCUCGCCCCGCCUGCGGCCCUUGUGGAGCGCGAUCAGGCCGAUCAUACAGGGGAAGGUGCUCUACACACCUGACACACAAGCGACCAGGCAACUCAUGGCACAGGCAAAUGGCACGUUCGAUGCCCUGGCCAGGCUGAAGGCACUGGGAGAGGCCUGGGCGGAGAAUGAGCCAAGAAUCUGGGACUUCUUUCAAAAUGGCAGUCAAAUCAAUAGAUUAAGGGAUUUGCUGAAGGACCCCAUCUUUGCAGCGAUCAUAGACCAGCGUCUUAACGGGACUGGACUAACUGCUGCAAUCAUCACCAACUUCCUGUAUAACGGACCCCCGGAGGAUCGACCCGCGGGGAUGCCAGACUAUGACUGGCGCAACGCCUUCAACACCACCAGCCAGAUUUUGGAACAGAUGACCCUAUUCCUUGGGUGCCUGGACUUGGAUAAGUUUGAGGCCAUAGCGGGUGAGGGACCAAUGGUGGACCGAGCACUGGAGCUGAUAGAUCAACAGAGUUACUGGGCAGGGAUCGUGUUCGAGGGCCUCGUGCCCAACGCGACUCAGCUGCCCGCGUUCGUCAAGUACAAGAUAAGAAUGGACAUCGAGGACGUGGAGCGAAGUGAUAAGAUUAAGGACAGGUCCUGGGACCCUGGAGCCAGAGACCACUCGUUUAAAGACAUGCGCUACGUGUGGGGCGGGUUCGCCUACUUGCAGGACAUGAUCGACCAGGGAAUCGUUCAGACACACACAGGCAAGAGCCAGCCCCUCGGAGUGUUCGCCCAACAGAUGCCGUACCCCUGCUACGUCGAUGACGCCUUCAUGUCCAGCAUCGGGGUCAUGCUGCCCAUGUUUCUGGUGCUGGCCUUCAUGUACACAGUGUGCCAGAUCAUCAAGUCCCUGGUGCUGGAGAAGGAGAACCGCCUGAAGGAGGUCCUGCGUGUUGUGGGCGCCCGCAACGGCGCCCUCUGGUUCGCCUCGUUCAUCGAGAACAUGGUGCUGCUGACCGUGCCCUGCGCGCUUAUCAGUGUCAUGGUCAAGUAUGGGAAUGUGCUGAGGUAUAGCGACCCGUCAGUGAUCUUCGUCUUCCUGUUGGUCUUCUGCCUGGCCACCAUCAUGCAGAGCUUCCUCAUCAGUGUGUUUUUCAGUCGGGCGAAUCUGGCAGCCGCCUGUGGGGGCCUCAUCUACUUUGUGCUCUACCUGCCGCACUCGCUCUGUUACGCGUGGAGCGAGCAGAUGACCUUCCCCAUGAGGAUUGGUGCGAGUCUACUCUCCUGCGUGGCCUUUGGCUUCGGCUGUGAGAAAUUCGCGAAAUACGAGGAGCAAGGCAUUGGCAUCCAGUGGCACAACGUGGCCCGAAGCCCUGAGGGCGACCGCUACAGCUUCAUCGUGUCCAUCGCCAUGAUGCUGGUUGACGCCCUCAUCUACUGGGUGCUCACCUGGUACAUAGAGAACAUCUAUCCAGGUCAGUAUGGCAUCGCUAAGCCAUUCUACUUCCCCUUUACCCGAUCCUACUGGUUUGGCUCAGCAUCCACCUCUGAGCUGGGCACAGAGUUGGAAGACCCGGAGGACCAUAAAGGUUACCUAGAGAAGCCUCCUCCGAAUAUAAGAGCUGGUGUGUCCGUCCGCAACCUGGUCAAGAUCUACAAGACGGGGAAGAAGCUGGCUGUGGACGGCCUGAGUCUGGACUUCUAUGAGAACCAGAUCACCUCAUUUCUGGGCCAUAAUGGAGCAGGGAAGACAACAACAAUGUCCAUCUUGACCGGCCUGUUUGCUCCCACCUCCGGGACGGCCAUCAUUAACGGCUACGACAUCCGCACUGAUAUGGACUCCAUCAGAAAGCACCUGGGAAUGUGUCCUCAACAUAACGUCCUAUUCGACGACCUGACCGUGGAGGAGCACAUCUAUUUCUACGCCCGCUUGAAAGGGAGGAGCAAGAAGGAGGUGGACAUCGAGAUCGACCAGAUGAUUCAAGAUGUCGGUCUGCCACACAAGAGAAAAGAGCUGGCGAAGAACCUAUCUGGUGGGAUGCAGAGGAAGCUGUCAGUUGCCAUAGCGUUUGUGGGUGGGUCCAACAUAGUGAUUCUGGACGAGCCCACGGCUGGAGUGGACCCGUAUGCCCGCAGAGGGAUCUGGGAACUCCUCCUCAAGUAUAAACAAGGUCGGACCAUCAUCUUGUCCACCCACCACAUGGACGAGGCCGAUAUCCUUGGCGACCGCAUCGCCAUCAUCUCCCAUGGCCGCAUGUGUUGCUGUGGCUCGUCCCUCUUCCUGAAGAAGUGCUUCGGCAGCGGAUACUACCUCACCCUGGUGCGCACCACCGAGAACAAGAUGGCCUCCCAGAGACCCGCCAUCCACCAGAACUCAAAUCAUUCUCAGAGUGAUUUGGUGGACGACGGCAUCGGCAGUCAAAAUUCAAGCUGCUCGGAUCCUCCAGAUGUGGCCGAUGUCAGUAGCCUGAUCAGGAAGCAUGUGCCCCAGGCCGUAUUCCUGGAGGGCAUUGGGCAAGAGCUGACCUACAUCUUACCCUACGCGGGCGCCAGAGAUGGUACCUUCGCCCUGCUCUUCAAAGAGCUGGACCUGGAGAUGGGCCAACUGGGCAUCAGCAGCUAUGGGAUCGCAGACACCAGUCUGGAGGAGAUCUUCCUCAAAGUGGCAGAGGAUACUGGGGUAGAUAUGGAACCACAAGAUAAAGCUGAAAGUUUUACACGCGACUGGAAGCGAAGUUCACGAGACUCUCGACGCAACAGCAUUGCUGCAGUAAAGAACUCCAGUAACCCAGCCGGCCCACAAUUAAUAGAACUGAAGGGGAGAUCCACAAAUAAAGUAGUAGACUGGGAGAGGGCGUCGAGUCUUAACGGGAAAGGUUCUUCAGUCAUCUCCGGCUGGAGGCUCAUCAGACGCCAGUUCCUGGCUCUCUUCAUCAAGCGCUUUCACCAUGCCAGGCGCAGCCGCAAAGGACUCCUUGCUCAGAUUGUCAUGCCAGCCCUGUUCGUGUGCCUCGCUCUCAUCUUCUCCCUGAUCGUCCCCCCGUUCCGUGAAUACCCCAAACUGGAGCUCCAGCCUUGGAUGUACGGUGCCAAGCAGAACACCUUCAUCAGUGUGGAUGAGCCCAACGUCACAGAGGUCUCGCAGGUAGCCAAGUCCUUGCUGAAUGACCCCGGCUUCGGGACACGCUGCAUGGCAGGCAACCCAAUACCGCAUCUGCCGUGUGAACCUCAGAAAGCAACAGACUGGUACACUCCUCCCGUGGACCCUGCUGUGAGUGACAUCUUCGCCAACGGGAACUGGUCAUUCGCCAACCCCUCCCCCGACUGCGAGUGCAGCACCCCCCAGCGGACCUUCAUGCUGCCUGACUGUCCCCUUGGGGCUGGAGGACUGCCCCCUCCCCAGAAAACUCAGAUCACAACGGACAUGCUUCAUGACAUGACUGGAAGAAACAUGACUGAUUAUCUCCUGAAGAGCUACGAGAAAUCCGGCAAAAAUCGGUAUGGAGGGAUCUCAGUCGGAGGAGAGAACUCUCAAGUCAGAAUGAACGAGUCAGAAAUUGCCACCGUUUUCGAGGAUUUGCGGAACCUUUUCAAUGCCUCACAGGAUAACGCAACCGAGCAGAUCCUGCAGAACAUGGAGGUGGUAUUCAAAGAGCUCGGAACUCAGCAUAAUGUCAAGGUGUGGUUCUACAACAAAGGCUGGCAUGGGAUGGUGUCUUUUCUGAACAUAGCCAACAACGCCGUCCUGCGGGGCAACCUGCCUCCAAACCUGGACCCGCGACACUACGGCAUCAGUGUCUCCAACCAUCCACUCAACCUCACCAAGGGGCAGCUCUCAUACGCAGCCAUGGCCAGCACCUCUACGGACAUGGUGGUGUCCAUCUGUGUGAUCUUCGCCAUGUCCUUCAUCCCCGCCAGCUUCGUCCUCUUCCUCAUCCAGGAGCGGGUCAAUAAGGCCAAGCACCUGCAGUUCGUCAGCGGCGUUAACCCCACUGUCUAUUGGGUGGCCAACUUCGCAUGGGACAUGUGCAACUACAUUGUCCCCUGUGUCAUUGUGAUCAUCAUAUUCCUCUGCUUCCAACAAAAGUCCUACGUCUCACCACCCAACCUGCCCGCCCUGAUUCUGCUGCUGGUGUUGUACGGGUGGUCCAUCACACCUAUGAUGUACCCAGCAUCCUUUGUGUUCAGUGUGCCGAGCACGGCGUACGUGGUGCUCACCUGCGUCAACAUGUUCAUCGGGAUCAACGGGAGUGUGGCCACCUUCAUCAUGGAGAUGUUUGACGACAAGAAUGUCAGCCACAUCAAUGACAUCAUGAAGCAGGUGCUGCUCAUCUUUCCCCACUUCUGUCUAGGCAGAGGACUCAUUGACAUGGCAAGGAACCAAGCCACUGCCACUCUUUACGAGAGCUUGGGUGAAGACCGCUUUCAGGACCCCCUGGGUUUGGACAUGGUGGGGAAGAAUCUGUUUGCCAUGACGAUCCAAGGAUAGUCUAUGUUCGCCGUGACCCUGCUCCAUUCAGUAACAAGUUCUGCUACAGCCGCAGGUCAG